Ictidomys tridecemlineatus (thirteen-lined ground squirrel) is the source of this 2586-nucleotide messenger RNA. It is a transcript of the gene Ddit4l, whose product is annotated as DNA damage inducible transcript 4 like. The record is from RefSeq and is a predicted model, not a curated record. NCBI's taxonomy places the organism in Eukaryota, Metazoa, Chordata, Mammalia, Rodentia, Sciuridae. Gene Ontology annotation, biological process: negative regulation of signal transduction. Gene Ontology annotation, cellular component: cytoplasm.
CGCUUAGUGGAGCCUGCGUCGGGUGGGUGGGGUGGUGAACACCAGCACCGAUCGCUGCUGGGAUUCGCGGGUCACUGCGGGGGGCUAGAGCUGCAGAGGCGUGUGCCUGCCUCUGUUUACCCCUCAGCGCUGCGGGCCAGCUCGGCGGCGGCUCGGGAGCAGCAGCCCAGAAAGGCCGUUCUGCCCCACGAGGGAAACAGAGCCGUUGACCAUGGUUGCAACUGGCAGUUUGAGCAGUAAGAAUCCAGCCAGCAUUUCAGAGUUGCUGGACCGUGGCUAUCAUCCAGAGAGCCUGCUAAAUGAUUUUGACUACUGGGAUUAUGUUGUUCCUGAACCCAACCUCAACGAGGUGAUAUUUGAGGAGACAACCUGCCAGAAUUUGGUUAAAAUGCUAGAGAACUGUCUGUCCAAAUCAAAGCAAACCAAACUCGGUUGCUCAAAGGUCCUUGUCCCAGAGAAACUGACCCAGAGAAUUGCUCAAGAUGUCCUGCGGCUUUCUUCCACAGAACCCUGUGGCCUUCGAGGCUGUGUGAUGCACGUGAACUUGGAAAUUGAAAAUGUAUGUAAAAAGCUGGAUAGGAUUGUGUGUGAUGCUAGUGUGGUGCCUACUUUUGAGCUGACCCUUGUGUUUAAACAGGAGAACUGCUCAUGGACUAGCUUCAGGGACUUCUUUAGUAGAGGUCGCUUCUCAUCUGGCCUUAGGCGAACUCUAAUCCUCAGUUCAGGAUUUCGACUUGUUAAGAAAAAACUUUACUCUCUGAUUGGAACCACAGUCAUUGAAGAGUGCUAAGAAGGAAACAUUUUUAAAGAUUCUUUUGUGAUUAAUAAAACUAUGCAGCUACUCAGUUAAAGUCAUUUGUAGUUGGCCCUGCCUGUCCUCACCAGAACCCCCAAAUGUAGAACAUCUUUCUGUGUUUCUCGUUCAUAGCAACCCAGCUAACAGGCUGGUUUUGUGGCUCUUGAGAAAUAACCUAAGAGAGUGUACAUUUUCUGCUUAUAUCACAUUUCUUACAGAAUGGAGUGGAAUAAAGAAGCAAGAGAAGCAAUCCGCUUCAGUUUUAUGUUUGAUACCACAACUUUGUGUAGGUAGCCUUGCUAAUAGGUCAUAUAAACCAAAUUUUCCUGGUUUGACUUUCCUAUGGCUUUUUCUUUUUCUCUCUAAGUUCUCAAAGUGAUCUUUUCAAUCGAAGAAUCAUCUAAAUAAUGUUCAGUCCAUCAAAACAUGUAGCAUCCAGCCCACUCCACCAAUUUUCUGCCAAUUUCCUACUCAAAUUUGAAGACAAGAGGGUAGAAUUAAAUGGGUGAACUUAAUUCAAACCUCACCCUAGGUAUGAGUGAAUAAGAAAUGUCUCAGAGACAACAGAAAUGUUUCACUGUUUCUUGGUGUCUUGGUGUUCUCCCCACUCCUCUGUUAUCGAUGAAAAACUUGGGCUGCACUUUCAGUAACCACAGUAUUACUCUAAAUGGUUUUAUGGUAUGACACAAGCUCAGUUUUCCUAGUUCCCAAGUAUUGAAUGUCAUCUUUAAAGUAGAAAAAAUGGAAUGUUAAACGUUUUGUGUUUGUGGUUGAUUCCAUGGAGCACCUAAAGAAUACCUACUUAUAACAAUGGGAAAGAAAUGCUUAGAUUCAGAUCCACUCAGAUUCAUUUGUUAACAACUUCUUCUCAAUGCUAUAUAUGCUUAAUCUCAGAUGAACCAUCUCACCUGUCGGUGUUAUCUCAUCUCUGGCCAUUUCUGGGAAUUGAGCUCUCUCUCCUUAACCUCAGUGGUCAAAGGAGAUGGCUGCACACUAACACUUUUAAUUAUCAAGAUGUUUAUAUUUAUAGAGUCUGCUUUAGCUGAAGAGAUCUGGUUUAUUCUGCAGACUAGAGAAUGAAAAUCACAUGCCCAGCUCCCUUUCACCAUUGGUACCUGUCUCUAGGGAAUAAUAAAGGCCUUUAUUUUAAUUUAAUUUUUUUUUUUGUCUUUUUCCAACUGACUAGAUCAUUUAUGUUUCUUUUUUAUGUUAAUGAAAGCCUCUACAUGACAAUGUUCAAUUCAACAAGGCCUUCACAUUCUUACUGUGGCUUUUGGAUAAGGAGCUUAUUCAGGUCUUCUUCCCAGGCUAUUAGCACCACUUCACAUUCCCUGAAGCCAGGCGUUAGGGACAGAUGUCUUCAUACUGGUGUUACAAAAACAAGUGUGAUCCUGUUACUGAUCUUUAGAGGUGACCUAAAAUGUCACUGUUCAAAAGAGCAGGUGUUCUAGCUAAUUGAACUCUACAAAUGCUUGCAAAGAUACUACAAAGCCAGUCUUCAUAGGACUGGGCCAAUAGGCUAUCAAUGUUUUGCAUGUCUGUUAUUGUUCAGGGCUCAAAAGGUCACUGUGUUUCUAUAGCUGUUUUAGAGUCCUUACCACUGUUUGGGUAAGGCUACUCGGGCAUGGAUGUAGAACUGUUAUCCUUUUUCCACUAACAGUUUUCGUUCAGUCUUUUGCUUGUUAUGCUUACAAAAUGGUGAUGGCUUAUGGAGGCUCUUAAAUUAAUGUUCCUGUUAAGGGAAAUUAAAGUUUGUCUAUUUUUGACAAUAAAGUGUUAUAUAUUUUUAA